Mitosporidium daphniae is the source of this 1629-nucleotide messenger RNA. RefSeq lists its product as uncharacterized. The record is from RefSeq and is a predicted model, not a curated record. The transcript has 3 exons. Gene Ontology annotation, molecular function: metal ion binding. Bases 1 to 1629 code for a protein of 542 amino acids. Lineage: Eukaryota; Fungi; Microsporidia.
AUGAUGAUGAGCCUCUCCCCAUGCUCACAAGUGGACAUGUUUAUGCAAAGAUGCACAUCCCCAACGCUGACACAUGAAGAGAAAACCAACUUGUUAUCCGGUCUGGCCAGAUCCACCCCAGAGGCGCUUUCCAAGCUAUUUUCCAAAAAAGAAGCAAUAGCAGCCUUGCAAGAAUGGACGCUUCUUGCAAAUCAUUCGAGAGAGGAUUUAUUGAUUGCAGUUUUGGCCUUGCAUAAUUUGAACCUGCUCCCAUGGAAUCUAACCGAGCUGCAACAGUACAAAUUGGGGAGGACCGUUAAACUAGCGUCCUCUCUUGUGGUCAAAAGCGAUAAAUUCGAAUGUGAGCUAAAGAAAAUGCUCAUGACUAUUGAAGAGGGGCCGCCCAAUUUAUUAAUUAAACGAGAGGUUAUUUUAAAUGAGGUUGGUGAUGACGGGACAAAAUCUGCAGCCACUCAUAUCUCAAUUAAAAAGGACUUACUUGAUGGUAGUAGGAAUACCGGUAAAAAUCAUGGUUUAAUUUCCUCCAAAAGGGCAAUUUCAACUCAAGGUGUUGACUUUGGGAAAGCGAACGUUGCAGAUUUAAAUUCUCAUCAACCCAACAAACAUGAGGGUAUGGCAAAGUCUGGCGAUACUGCUAACCCUAUCUCAGUAAAAGGAGCCGUUCCUUUUGAUCCUUUUGAGUGCCAUUCAAUAAUAAAUAAAAAAUCCAGUCCAGCUCGCCAGCCCGCCCCAGAAAAGGGAGGUCCUGCUCUGAUGACUCAAAAGACCUCUAUUCCGGCCGCUCCGAAUGAUACCAGGGUCUCCUUUAAGCCAGAUGAACAACUUAUGCAGGUUUGUUUGUUUGAGCUGGACCCAACCGAGCGGAAAAAUCCCAAUUUCAAUCCCGCAAUGGCUUAUGGAGACCUCAAUGAUAAUGAUGAAGCCUUCCUGUCUUUGAAAAUUAAGGAAACAGAGGAUCUAUAUAGACCAUAUUCAUCUGUAAAUAGCCCCAUGCUUAUUCCCACAAUGAAAUGGAAACUGCCCAAAAAAUUGCAAUUUAAUGAACAUUACACGCUGGCAGAUGGAGCCAAUUCUUUGGAACGAUCCAGGCAGCGAGAGCAAAGGACCAAUAAUACUGACUUGUACCGAUGCACCGAUUUAUCCAGGUGUCCAUCGAACCCAAUAGAAUCGCCUCCAUACAUGCUGUCUUCUCAACCACCAAUAACAAUCCCAUUGCAUCCUAUCUCUUCAGCUCCCCAGCCCGUAGAGCAUAUAGAUGAAAAUGCGCUUGAUUCACUACUUGGAUCAUUGGCAAGCCCCUCGCAUGGCCUAUUUGAUUCCAUGGUAGGCCACCAAGAAUAUGCCUAUCCAAACUAUCAACACUAUGCGAUGCCUACACAAGGAUACCCGCCGCCCCAGCUGCUAUAUCCUCAAGCUAAUUAUCCUCAAUGUACUCUUGUUUCCCCGCCUCAGGCUAACAUGCAUCAGAUUCCCGGUACCCAAUCCCUACAAACUCAACAGGCUACUCCUAAAAUAAGACAAAUUAAUUGCCCUCCAGAAAAGCUUAGAAGGGUUAGAUGUCACUAUUAUGAUCCCAAAAAUCCCGUUGCCUGUGCAAGAGGGGAUAACUGUACAUUUCUUCAUCAAUGA